AAUGGAGGAAAAUAAUAAUAAUAAAAAGAAGAAGAAGAGAGAAAGAAGUUUUGUCAGUUUAGCACCACAAUUCAUUCAAACAAUUUUCAAUAUACUAAAGCGAGAAUGUCUUUCAAUUUUAAUACAAAAUAUUUAUUUAUUUUCUUAA
This is a messenger RNA of Meloidogyne enterolobii, 148 nucleotides long. NCBI's taxonomy places the organism in Eukaryota, Metazoa, Nematoda, Chromadorea, Rhabditida, Meloidogynidae. The record is from the annotation of a GenBank genome assembly.